Messenger RNA from Hevea brasiliensis (rubber tree), 1771 nucleotides. Its product is annotated as protein WHAT'S THIS FACTOR 9, mitochondrial. The record is from RefSeq and is a predicted model, not a curated record. Gene Ontology annotation, molecular function: RNA binding. The coding region runs from base 517 to 1770 and encodes 417 amino acids. The transcript has 2 exons. Lineage: Eukaryota; Viridiplantae; Streptophyta; Magnoliopsida; Malpighiales; Euphorbiaceae.
UUUUACUUUUGGCCCAAUUCCCUAUUCUCCCAGAUGCUCAGCAGCCGGCACCAAGUAGACAAAAAAACGGUGAGAAGGCCCUAAGCAGUAGCAACCCUUACUCGAAGUCGAUUGCCCACUGCUCAGCCUCUCGGCCCCUCCCUGUCUGCGUCCCUUCAUGCGUGUUUCUGAAUCCUCUUCUUCCCCAGCUUUGUCUCUCCUGCCUCGCGGGGCGCCUAUGCCACUUGCCUUACCGCGAGCUCACUCAAUCCUCAUUUGCGACCUCAGAUUUUGGGAAUCGCAGACCCUAGCUCAUUCAAUCCUGUAUCGCGACCUCACUGUGCCUUGUGACAACCAAAUUGAUUUAUUGCGAAUAAUAGUUGUCAAGGAUUAUUCUGAAAUUUAAGGGGCUCUGCUACUGUUGGAUUUCUUCUACUUCAAUAUUGGCUGUAGUUUGGUGGAUUCCCACUAGGAUAAAAUACUGAACGAUGAAGCUAGACCAUAGAAAUUGAUUCUUCAGGAUCAUCAUAAAGGGAUAUGGUUUUCCUGUUUUUGUUAAGAAGAUUAGGAAGCUCCAGCAGUUUUCUCGAUGGAUUUCGGAGAGGCUUCAAUUACCAACAGAAGUUCAGUCUGGUGAAUGUCAAGUUGAAAUGGGUGAAAGAUAAGGCCUUGGAUGCUGUUGUGGUUGGUCAGGGGGAUCUCAGAGCUACAUGUAUUCUUGUUUCAAUCAUCUUGUCAGCUCCCAAAUGCUUCCUUCCUAUCUACCAGCUCACCCCACACCGUGGACAGCUUGGUCUACCUCACAAUCUUAAGCUGUCGACAUUUAUCAAGAGAUAUCCUACCAUUUUCUGCGAGUCUCACAUUCUUGAUAGUGGAGGCACUCGUGUUCCUUGCUUCGGAUUGACACCUGAAGCCUUGAAUAUUCACCAACAAGAACUCCAUAUACUUGAGCAGAACCAAAUGGAUCUCAUUGGAAGGCUUUGCAAACUGCUUAUGCUUACAAGGGAUAGGACUCUUCCAUUGCAAACUAUUGACCAGCUAAAAUGGGAUAUGGGAUUGCCUUAUGAUUACUAUGAUGCAUUGAUUCCACAUCACCUUGAUUUAUUUUCUUCUAUUCGCCUUCCUGAUGAUCGUGUUGGCUUGAAACUUCGAAUUUGGGAUGAUCGCCUUGCUGUCUCCCAGUUGCAGAAGAAUGUUGCGUUCCAACAAAAAGAAGAUGUGAAAAAUGGCUGCUUAGCCUUUCCAAUUGGAUUCACGAGAGGCUUUGGGUUGAAGAGGAAGUGCAUGGAGUGGUUAGAAAAGUGGCAAAGGCUCCCUUAUACUUCACCUUACUCUGAUGCGUCUCAUUUAGAUCCACGGACAGAUGUGUCUGAGAAGAGGAUCGUUGGAGUCUUUCAUGAGCUUCUCCACCUCACCAUAGAGAAGAGAACUGAACGCAAGAACGUCAGCAAUCUCCGUAAACCAUUGUCCCUGCCUCAGAAGUUCACUAAAGUGUUUGAGCGCCAUCCUGGAAUUUUCUACAUCUCUAAGAAGUGUGACACUCAAACCAUUGUUCUCAGAGAAGCAUAUGAUGGCCAACAACUCUGGCAGAAGCAUCCUCUAGUUGAUAUCAGAGAAAAAUAUGCAGGCUUGAUGAGAAGUGGGUUUUUGGAUAGAAGUAGGGGCUUGUACAAGAACAACACAUCAGCUAGUUUAGAGGGCUCAUCAACCAUUGUUCAUUUUGAAGAAGAGUUGGAUUGUAAUUUGUAUUCUGAACAUCAUAUAAAUGAUAGAAUCAGUGAUCCUUUCUGAA